CCCGCCUUUAGCCUUUCGCAUUCCUCCCACCCACCUGCGAACCAUAUUCACCAAAAUCACCCAUUGUUCACGACACUUUCCAUUGCGCCGCCGCAGCCAUGAACUGCCAAAGAACAAUACUCAGAGCCGCGAGGGCUAUCCCUCGGCGCAACGUUCGAGCCUUUUCAAACUUCCCCAUCUUCCCCAUUGGAGGAGGAGGAGGAGGCGGCGGUAGCAGCAGCAGCAGCAACAACAGCCCACCCGUUGGAAGCAUCCCCAUGCCUUACAUCACCGAGGUCUCGUCCAAUGGCUGGAGGACAUCCGACAUCUUCUCCAAGCUGUUGCAGGAACGGAUUGUGUGCCUCAACGGCGCCAUCGAUGAUACCGUCUCCGCCUCGAUAGUCGCACAACUGCUGUGGCUCGAGUCCGAUAGCCCCGACAAAGCCAUCACGAUGUACAUCAACUCGCCCGGCGGCUCGGUUUCAUCAGGACUCGCAAUCUACGACACGAUGACAUACAUCAAAUCGCCUGUGUCGACAGUAUGCCUCGGUGCCGCGUCCUCGAUGGCGGCGCUGCUGCUGACGGGUGGCGAGGCCGGCAAGCGGUACGCGCUGCCGCACAGCUCCGUCAUGAUCCACCAGCCGCUCGGCGGCACGCAGGGUCAGGCGUCGGACAUCCUCAUCUACGCGAACCAGAUCCAGCGCAUUCGCCGACAGAUCAACGAGAUCAUGAAGCGUCACGUCAACAAGUCGUUCGGCCACGAGAAGUACAGCCUUGAGGAGAUGCACGACAUGAUGGAACGCGACAAGUACCUGACGGCCGAGGAGGCCAAGGAGAUUGGCGUCAUUGACGAAAUUUUGACACAGAGGGAGGAGAAGGACCAGAAGGAGAAGGAGUCAACCGACGAGCUGAAGACGAAGCCUUGAGCCCAAGGCCGAGGGCGAGCAGUGUCGUCGCCAUGAUCCAAGCACGUCGUGAGUGAGUAGCCCAGACAGGAUGGAGUAGAGGUGCGCUUCACAGGAGCGGGCUAUUACAUAAGAAGGAGUCUGGAGGCAGCAUGCGCGCGUUGUCCGGGUAGCGGCGCCCCACUCUCGGCGGAUUCGGCUUGAAAGGAAAAGCGGGACUCGUCCGGGACCGGAAGCAUUCCGGGCUUAGCGGAAAUAAGUUGCUGGUGAAUUGUUGAGUUGAACGGGGGGAUACUCUGCUAAGUGUGAUGUCCCCUCGUAGAGAUAAACAGCACUAGGAUUGAAAUUAUGUGGGAAUAAGCAAUGAGAAUACUAUCGAC
Molecule: messenger RNA, 1264 nt
Organism: Colletotrichum destructivum
Lineage: Eukaryota; Fungi; Ascomycota; Sordariomycetes; Glomerellales; Glomerellaceae
Product: Putative Clp protease proteolytic subunit /Translocation-enhancing protein TepA
Exons: 5
Coding region: 99-905 (268 amino acids)
Biological process (GO): protein quality control for misfolded or incompletely synthesized proteins
Cellular component (GO): endopeptidase Clp complex
Molecular function (GO): serine-type endopeptidase activity; ATP-dependent peptidase activity; ATPase binding
Source: RefSeq, a predicted model, not a curated record